Molecule: messenger RNA, 785 nt
Organism: Selaginella moellendorffii
Lineage: Eukaryota; Viridiplantae; Streptophyta; Lycopodiopsida; Selaginellales; Selaginellaceae
Product: alpha carbonic anhydrase 4
Exons: 7
Coding region: 4-747 (247 amino acids)
Molecular function (GO): carbonate dehydratase activity; zinc ion binding
Source: RefSeq, a predicted model, not a curated record
GCAAUGAAGCCGAAGGGUGCGUCGAAAAAGUCCAAGCCGAAUGUGAUAAAUUAUGACGAACUGAUCGGCGCAAUGACUGUAGAAGCUCCAGUAUAUGACUAUACAAACGGUAAAAAGGGGCCACUGAACUGGGGAGCAGUUUCAAAGGAUUGGUUUCUCUGCAACUCAGGCGACCGGCAGUCCCCUAUUGACCUGGUGAGUGCAAACGCACAGGUUGACAAGUCUCUUACUCUUGAGAAAGUGUUUGGAUAUCCCAUGGGAAGCUUAAAGUCGGGUCGCUAUAUCUAUCAGCUAGAGUUUCUUCUUCCAGGAGGCAAUCUCAUUAUCGCUGCCCAAAAGUUCAGGCUCUACAAGAUUCAUUUUCAUAUGCCCAGCGAACACAUGAUCGAUUCGACAAGGUACAAGCUGGAGAUGCAGAUGAUUUUUCUAUCAGACCAGGGAGCGUAUGCUGUCAUUGCCGUUCUCUACGAUUCGGGUCAAGUCACCAAUCCAUUUCUCAAUGAGAUCAUCAAGUGGAAGCCUACCACUCAACUCAACACAAACAACCUCAACUUGGGAACCAGUUUCUUUCGUUACUGGGGCUCAUUGACAACACCUCCGUGCACACAAAAUGUCAUUUGGACCGUCAUGACAGAGGUUGUCCCAGCUUCUGAUGAUCAGUUCAACAUCAUCAAGACCGCGAUGCAGGAGUACAACGCGAGGCCCACACAAGAUCUGAGAGGACGGCAAGUGAGCAAAAACUUCUAACCCAAGACGAUGAACUUCCAAGACAAGCACAAAGAGUA